AUGAGCGAGUCAACAGACCUGGCAGAACUCCAAGGCCAGGUUGUAGGAGCCUUAGCCUGUCAGCGAGACUCGUACCUUGAAAGCCUAGAUACUGUAGUAGUGUCAUGCGUCAAGAAGGAGGCUCCUCCCUUGCAGAAUGGAACUAAGAAGAAGGCCAAGGCUUCCAAUGAGGUGCAGAAGGAUACUUGGUUGAUUGAAUUCUCAGACUCGGUACUUUUUCCAGAAGGCAUGUUUUAUCCUAGGGGCGGCCAGCCUUCAGAUCAUGGAACACUGCAGCUUUUAUCUGACGCUAAUUCCGAGGCUAUCCCUAUCAAGUUUGUAGAGAGGCUCGGGCUCCGAUGUGUAUGUCAUUCGCCUCGGCCGUUGAAAGUGGGCGAACGUGUCCGCCAGAACCUCGACGUCAAGAGACGAUGGGACAACAUGCAGCAGCACACCGGCCAGCACCUUCUGUCCGCUGUGAUGAACAGCUACGAUGGCCUCAACACACUUGGGUGGGGGAUGGGAAGCGAGGGCGAUAUGAACUACGUCGACCUUGCGCGAAAACCCUCGGAAGCGGAGACGGAGGCCAUCCAAGCACGUUGCAAUGAACUCAUAUCGGAAAACGUGCCCAUCGCCGUGGACACACCUUCUGACGCCAAGCAAGACCGCCUACCUGGCGACUACGACAAAGGUAAAGGUGUUAUCCGUGUCAUCAGCAUUGGGGGCAUCGAUCGUAACACCUGCUGUGGCACCCAUCUUAGGCAGACGUCUCACAUCUCCCUUAUAUUGUUAGGAUCUACGCAGACGGUGCAUGGAAAGAACUGCCGUCUUUCCUUCACUGCCGGCCGGCGUGCCAUUGACCUCUCAGCAUCUUCCGUGGGUGCUAUGCGGUCCAUGGCUAGGCUCUGGUCAUGCGGCCAAGGGGCCGAAGAAGUUGCCGCUGCUGCAUCUCGGACGAACGAUGCCCUUGCAGACCUUAAGAAGCGAGAAAAGAAACUCUUAGCGGAGAUUGCAGCUUAUGAGGUUGAUCGUAUCAAGAGCGAGGUACGGGAAAAGAGAGCAAUUUGGGUGUACCGUGCAGACACUGGUCUGGAAUUCUUCACUGGAAUUAUUGCCCAGGUCAAAGAAUCAGUCAAGGAAGAAGGGGCCGUGUUACUGAUGGCUUCCGGGGAAGAAAAGAAGAGUGGUUCCAUUGUGAUCUAUGGAGAGCCAGGCCAUGUCCAAGUUCUCACAGGCAAGGUGCAAGAGGUUCUGGAGGGUGUAAAGGGUGGAGGAAAGGGCGAGAAAUGGCAGGGAAAGGUGACGGAGUGGAAGAAGGGUCAAUUGGAAGGGCUGAAGGAGGUUGCUCGCUCGUAUGCUGGAUCUACGGACAUGUCAUUAUAA
Messenger RNA from Clonostachys solani, 1362 nucleotides. The record is from the annotation of a GenBank genome assembly. Lineage: Eukaryota; Fungi; Ascomycota; Sordariomycetes; Hypocreales; Bionectriaceae.